Effrenium voratum is the source of this 453-nucleotide messenger RNA. NCBI's taxonomy places the organism in Eukaryota, Dinophyceae, Suessiales, Symbiodiniaceae. The record is from the annotation of a GenBank genome assembly.
GGCUCAGUGGGCCGGGAGCACGGCCGUGACGCCGCUCUAUCCGCGCAUCUUCGUUCUCGCCAAGAGAGCCUCGAUCCUGUGAACAGCUUGUGUCCGCGCAAUGGCCUUGGGUUUGGCGGACGGCCUCUUUUUUCUGGUCGCCCUGGGGUGUCCCGCGGCGGUGAUCGUGGGGAUGCUGGGGCCCGUGCAGGGCGGCGGCAUGAAGUUGGACACGGCCUUCACCUGGCAUCCCAUUCUGAUGUCCAUCGCCUUCUCUUGCUUCAUGGUGCUGGGUCGCUGGGCCUAUGUCACUGACUCCCUGGGCGACAAGGCCAAGCAGCGCCCCGUGCACCGAGCUCUGAUGGUGCUAGCGGCCCUCUUUGCCAUCGGAGGCUACGUGGCCAUCUUCCUGGCCCACCGGAAGAUCCCGUCCUUCUUCGGGUACAACUUCAAGACCCACAAGCGCCUCGCUGG